GGUUCUUGCUGUGGUCGUGGCUUGUAACAAACUCGACCAAAUCAAGACAGGUUCACCAAACGCUCUUGACUGUUAUCGCGGCAAUGGUAGUUGUUGCAGAUUCAAGUAACGUAGACGGACAAAGUAGUUCAAGGCCAUCUACGCCUUCCUUGGUUCUUCCAAAAAAACGCAAGGUCGCCUCUAAUCCUGAACAAUCUCCUGCACCCAACGACCCAAACAAUCCAAGCACAGCAGCCAAUGUCGCUCUACCCACCCGAAACGACUUCUUCUCUCGCCCUCGUCUUACAAUAUCUCGCUGCCCCACCUUCCCGGAUACUUCCGUAACGUAUCAUGCCACAGAGCAGCUCGCUAUGAAUCGUAUAGGGUUCAGGUAUGUCCCAGCGGGUGUUUCACCCCCUGGAUCUGCCCUCCCAUGUCGAACAAUCGAAAGCUUGCCUACAAGCUAUAGAGUUAGCUGGGAGGACCGCAGCUCCUUCGUCAAGGUCACCCCUGAUGGUCUGGGGCUAAUCGGUGAACGAGGUUUCAGGAGUGCACGGUGUAAUGCACCCGUCCGUGAGGGCAAGUGGUAUAUGGAGGUCCACAUCGAGGAUGGCGGAGGAGAUCGUUCCACCCAUGCACCAGAUACCAACAUGCGCCAGGGAAGUCAUGUCCGACUUGGUUGGGCACGACGAGAGGCACCUUUGAAUGGCCCAGUUGGCUUGGAUGCAUAUUCCUAUGGGUAUCGCGAUAACAAUGGUGAUAAGGUCUAUUUAUCGCGCCCCCGCACUUAUGGUCGUUCGUUUCGUAGUGGGGAUAUCAUCGGCAUGUACAUAUCCCUUCCACCUCGACGCAAACCCGAUCUCCGUGACCCUCAUGACCCUGCACAUAUCCGACGCGAACGCAUCGCUAUCGAAUUCAAGGGGCAAGAGUAUUUCGAGAGUCUGGAGUAUCCUCAGAGCAAAGAAAUGACUGCUCUUAUGGACUUCUCCAAUAAAUCAAGCAAUACGGCGUCACUCCCAUCUGCAUCUUCCAACAAGAAGGCUGCAUCGACAAAAAACCUCCCAGAACGAGGCGCACGUCCUGGACAGGUACCAGAGGCCCCCGUUCUCCGCCCUCUACCAACCUUGCCAGACUCUUGCAUCGCGUUCUUUGUCAAUGGCGAACGUCAAGGCAUUGCGUUCGAAGACUUAUUCGAUUACCUGCCUUUGCGCACGACGCCUGCAUCGAGGAAGAAGGAAAAGGAUAAGAAGCGAGCGCGUGAAGGGGCUCCUCGCGAACACAAGGAGAACCUGUUUGAUGACGGAACACUGGGGUAUUACCCAUUUAUCUCCUUGUUCAACUAUGCCCGCGUGCGCUUAAAUCCUGGCCCAAAUUUUGACUUUCCGCCUCCCCCUGAUAUAGACAGUGUGCUCAAGGGCACUGAUCAUCCUGUGACUCAAGAUCAGACCUGGCGUCCGAUUUGCGAGCGGUACCCGGAGUUUAUGAAGGAGCAGUGGGAUCUGGACGAGCAAGAAGAAGAGCAAGCUAAAUUGGAAGCGGACGAGAAAGUAGAGGUCGAGAUCAUCGAGGCGCAGAAGAAAGCGCAGAGGGAAAAAAGCAGACAGCAAACUGAAGCUCGAAAGAGGGCGAAGAAAAACGCGGAGCUACGAGCGUCUUCCGUUGCGAGCGCCCAAGUCUCCGUAACGGAACAUGUAGUUCCCAUCGAUGACCGCCUCGGGUCGUCUGUCUUGAUCGUAUCGACAUCGCAAGCAACAGACCGUGGAGUGGACCAGAUGCACUCUCCCGCACCGACAGCUGCGUCAAGUGGUGAUUUCAAUCACAUCCCAGAAGCGGAGAGCGGGUACAACUCCGAGGUCGUCGAGGGCGACGGAGAAGAAGAGCAACACGAUGGAUUUGCGGCAGACGUCGAUCAUCACGAUGACGAUGAUGACGACGACGACGAAGUGUUUAGGGAAGCCGCAAGUCCUUACCGCAAAUCACGGACGCAAAAUAAUAGUUCAUCUGCCAUUGACAUUGACCUGGAAGAUCUACUGUAAUACAUAGAUUUAUACUGAAUGCGUAAUCGGACAUGCAUAUGAAGGAUGAUAAGACUCAGAAGAAGUGCAACAUGCGGA
Suillus paluster is the source of this 2093-nucleotide messenger RNA. RefSeq lists its product as uncharacterized. The record is from RefSeq and is a predicted model, not a curated record. Gene Ontology annotation, molecular function: transcription cis-regulatory region binding; protein binding. The transcript is spliced from 2 exons. Lineage: Eukaryota; Fungi; Basidiomycota; Agaricomycetes; Boletales; Suillaceae. The coding region runs from base 84 to 2015 and encodes 643 amino acids. Gene Ontology annotation, cellular component: Set1C/COMPASS complex.